Aspergillus ibericus CBS 121593 is the source of this 2037-nucleotide messenger RNA. RefSeq lists its product as uncharacterized. The record is from RefSeq and is a predicted model, not a curated record. Bases 61 to 1701 code for a protein of 546 amino acids. Gene Ontology annotation, molecular function: protein binding. The transcript has a single exon. Lineage: Eukaryota; Fungi; Ascomycota; Eurotiomycetes; Eurotiales; Aspergillaceae.
CCUCUUUCUCUCCCGGCAAUUCCUGGCCAACACUUACUUCACUUCAUCUCGUUCGUCAGAAUGUCCAGCCCAGAGGGAUCUCAUCCGUUGUAUUAUCUGCCUGCAGAACUCUUUGAGAAGAUCCUCACUUAUCUGGAUCUCGACUCAGUCAAGGCUUUCCGUCUAACCAACCGAAAGCUCGCCGACAGGUGCAUUGGACCCCGAUUUCUAGCAUCCAUUCCACAACCUGUUCUGGACGCCUCGUCGCACAAGCUUCGUUCCCUCCAUGCCUUGGCUUGCAAUCCUGUUCUCAGAAAGAAGAUCCAUUCUGUGACUUUCCAGGCUACAAUCGUGGACGCUUCUCCGUUGAAGAAGAACUUGAAAGCUAAAGGAUAUAUUGAGCAGCUGCACAUCUUUGGGCACAAGUACAAGUCGGUGAAAGUCAAAUAUACCCGCGAAGAACUUGCUAAAGUCAAAUCUGAUCUGAAAAAGUUGAAAGAAGACCAGAAGGCACGAGCCACGGAGUCAGCGGAUGAGAUUAUUGAUCUCCUGCGACUUGUGUUCCAAGAGUUUGGCGAGUUAGGCGCUAUUCACCUGGAUGGUGCGGUUCCCCGGGGGCGGAUGAAGAGAGAAACACCCGAGGACGGGGAGUGGUAUUCUCUCUGGACGCGCGCCUGGCAUAUUUUCACAUGGAUUAUGACAGCGUUCAUGCAGAGCGGGGCCUCGGUGAAGAAAUUCGAUCUCUUUAACACGACUCGCCGGUGCUGUAUCCCAAAUGGAAAACUUGCCAGCUACGCAUCAAGGCUUGACUCGACGCAGCGAGAGAUGUUGACCAAGGGUUUGCAAUCACUCGAGCUAAGUAUGUCUGGGGAGAUACAGGAUAAUUUUGAUGUCACCGAAGAAUCAGAUCGGGAAGAUGGUUUGAAUGAAGAGGGCGAGAAAGCAACCUCAGUGAGAGCACCUCAUGCAUCGACGGGACAUUUGUUCUUGGGUGAUGAUCCUCGUGGUGCGCUCGCGCAUGGAACUCCGGGUGUUACAUCCCUCUUUCUGAAGUCUGCGCUCGCUCUUCGAGAACUGGAUUUAACGUUCCGUCGUACCGUGGAAUCAGGGUCAGAGUUCAAGAAGAGCUAUGACCGGAUCAUUGACAAUAUCGCCCAUGAAGCCCAGCUCCCGAUGCUGGAAAAAUGUGCCUUUUCUGGAUUUCCGGCUAAGGGGGAGUCUAUUCUGCUCUUUCUCCAGAAGCAUUCUGACCUCCGCUCAUUCAAGGUGCAUGGGUGCCGUUUGACUACAGGGUCAUGGACACCUAUAUUUAGUUAUCUGGAGCAAUCGAUGCCAAAGCUAGAGAACCUAGACCUGUCAGACCUCUUUGGGAAACAUAUGCAGAAUCACAAGUAUGCACAACGACGGAUGACUGGUUACUUUAACUCGGAUGACAACAUAGAGCAAGAGGCGGAGGAUGAUGAGGAGGAAGGCAAUGGGUUGGUGGUUUUGCUGCCGAUUUGGGACACCGCUCCGGAAGAUCGUGAGAAAGAAUUCCUGUGUACGAACGGGAGAUCCGUGCACACCAGAAGUUUCACCGGGGAGGACAUCAAAAAAGGGCUAGUGUUCCGACCGCUACAUAGAGGGCCGGGACGGCCUCUCGCCUCUCCCACCGUUAACCGGUGGAAUGUUUCUCACAGCAAGCUUUAUGGGCCUCCAACAUCGGUUAAGGCCUGGCUCUGAGCUCUCUCUGUUACUUAGCGGGAACGAACAAAUCACUACCAUUUGACCUGUGACAAGGCAAUAGGAACUCUAUUGUCUGAAAUUCUGCAGGCAAUUAAUAUGAUGGUAGCAUUGUAUCGUUAUCUAGGCCUUCUCCUAGUGGCUCUAGUCAGUAAUUUGCCUGCGAUUUGAUCAUGUCUCAUUUUCAGAGCUCGUCCUAGGCUCUAGCCCCUUGACAGGAAGAAAUCUGUUUUGAUCUCGUCUUAAGGACACGCAGAUUGAAUGCCCUCCAGAAAGAAAUCCAUUUACUCCCUGGGCCCAUGUGCGACGAGUAAUUCGAGCCGAGAUGCGACGUCU